GGCUAAAGAUGACCGUGACGUCAGCGCUAGGUGUUCCUGUGAGUCCGAGCUCUGCCCCGCAUUAACUUCUCAGCUCCGGAUCGGUGAGGGUUUGCGUGCGGAGUGUCGCCGAACAGAAGGCUUCCAGUAUGGGCUGUUACCGGCUGCUGCUGUGGGGGGUAGCGCUGUGCGCGUGUAUACUGUCAGUGACAGGACAGAAUGUUACAAAAAAAGGAAGGAGUUUUAUUGGGCAUGCAGUGGAAUCAACCAACACUUCGGGAAGAACUGCUUACACAGUGGAUGAUUUUGCAGCAAAAGUCUUGACUAGUCGACUGACCACAGUUUUUCUCCCCAUCGUAUACAUCAUUGUGUUUCUCGUUGGCGUACCAAGUAAUGCAAUUGCGUUAUGGGUCUUCUUUUUCCGAGCAAAGAAGAAGCACCCAGCUGUGAUAUACAUGGGGAACCUGGCUCUGGCAGAUUUAAUGUUUGCGAUAUGGCUCCCUCUCAAAAUCUCCUACCACCUAAACGGCAAUAACUGGAUCUAUGGGGAAGCUCUGUGCAAAGUACUUGUUGGAUUCUUUUAUGGGAAUAUGUACUGCUCGAUCCUUUUCAUGACAUGUCUUAGUGUUCAGAGGUACUGGGUCAUUGUAGACCCUAUAUCACACUCAAGGAAAAAGUCAAGGAUUGCUUUCAUUGUUUCACUAUCAAUAUGGGUACUAAUUAUGUUGGGAACUAUCCCUUUGUAUCUGUUCAACCAAACUGUCUAUAUACCUAAACUCAACAUAACAACCUGCCAUGAUGUUCUACCACUGGAAGUAAUGGCCAUUGACAUGUUUAGCUACUUCUUGUGUCUUGCUGUUGGGGUGUUUUUCUUCCCGGCUAUCCUCACUGCUUUAGCUUACACGCUUAUGAUUAAAACGUUGAAUGAAUCCAUCACAGAUGAAAAUAUCGGAAAAAAGAGGAAGAGAGCCAUCAGACUGAUUAUUACAGUACUUGUCAUGUACCUCUUAUGUUUUAUGCCUAGUAACAUUCUUCUUAUUGUCCAUUACUCAUAUAUAAAGAGCGGUGCCAUUGGUAACAUAUACGCAUUGUACGUUACUGUCCUUUGCCUCUCUUCGUUGAAUAGUUGUAUCGACCCGUUCGUCUACUACUUUGUAUCGGAAGACUUUAGGGAAAAUGUAAAGAACACGUUUAAAUGCCGGAGCGUACGGACUGUAGAGAGAAUGCAGAUCUCAUUCAGCUCCAUGAAAUACUCCAGGAAAUCCAAAUCCUACACUUCAAGCUCAAAUAGCACAAAAACAAGCAACUGUUAAAUAUGAAUUCCUCUGUAAAUGACGGGGAAAAGAACAUUUGUGAGACUGCACACAGUGGCUUUUUUAUGGGAGGCUAGAUCCUGUGAUUUUGUUAAAAUGCUACUUUCCUUGCAUCUUUCUUUUGGACUAGCCCUUCCCACCAUGCUUAGCUAUCCAAAACUGGAAACCCACGUGCUGUCCGACCUUAGAAUAUUAACUAACAUGUUAAGCAAA
Molecule: messenger RNA, 1505 nt
Organism: Spea bombifrons (plains spadefoot toad)
Lineage: Eukaryota; Metazoa; Chordata; Amphibia; Anura; Pelobatidae
Gene: F2RL1
Product: F2R like trypsin receptor 1
Exons: 2
Coding region: 129-1292 (387 amino acids)
Biological process (GO): blood coagulation; positive regulation of Rho protein signal transduction; thrombin-activated receptor signaling pathway
Cellular component (GO): membrane
Molecular function (GO): thrombin-activated receptor activity
Source: RefSeq, a predicted model, not a curated record